Molecule: messenger RNA, 2316 nt
Organism: Apis florea (little honeybee)
Lineage: Eukaryota; Metazoa; Arthropoda; Insecta; Hymenoptera; Apidae
Gene: tos
Product: Exonuclease tos
Biological process (GO): mismatch repair; DNA recombination
Cellular component (GO): nucleus
Molecular function (GO): metal ion binding; 5'-flap endonuclease activity; 5'-3' DNA exonuclease activity
Source: RefSeq, a predicted model, not a curated record
AUAAGUGAAAGUUACGUAUAAUUGUUGUUCAUUAUUGCAUAUUAAAUCGAAAGAUGGGUAUUACUGGUUUAUUACCGUUUUUGGAAAAAGCUUCAAAAAAAAUAAAUGUUGCACAAUUUUCCGGUGGUGUUGUUGCUAUUGAUUCUUAUUGUUGGUUGCAUAAAAGUGUGUUUUGUUGUGCUGAACAAUUGUCAAUGGGACAACCGACAGAUGCAUAUGUUCGUUAUUGUAUGAAAUUUAUAUAUAUGCUAUUAUCUUAUAAAAUAACGCCAAUUCUUGUAUUUGAUGGGAAACAUUUGCCUGCUAAGGCAGAAACUGAAGCAAAACGAAGAGAAAAUAGACAGACAAACCGUCGUAAAGCUAAUGAAUUAAUACAAAUGGGACAACAUGCAGAGGCAAAAAAUUUAAUAAAGAGGUCUAUAGAUGUUACACAUGAAAUGGCUCUAAAAUUAAUUAAAGAAUGUCAAAAAAUGAAUAUAGAUUGUAUUGUAGCACCAUAUGAAGCAGAUGCGCAAUUAGCAUAUCUUAAUAUCAACAGAAUUGUUGAUGUUGUUAUCACUGAAGAUAGUGAUUUAAUAUUGUUUGGUUGUAAAAAGAUAUUGUUUAAAAUGGAUGUGAAUGGUAAUGGUCUUUUAAUUGAUCAAGAACAAUUACAUCUUGCAAUGGAUGUACAUUCUGAACAUUUUAGUAUGGAUAAGUUUCUUUAUAUGUGUAUUUUAUCAGGCUGUGAUUAUUUACCAUCUCUUCCUGGUAUUGGAUUAAAUAAAGCAAAAAAAUUUAUAAGUAGAAAUACAGACUGUGAUAUAUAUAGAGCUUUAACUCGAUUAGGAUCUUAUUUAAAUAUGAAAUCUUUAGUUGUUUCAAAUAAGUAUCGAGAUUCAUUUAUAUUGGCAGUUAUAACUUUUAAACAUCAAUUAGUAUUUUGUCCUUUAAAAAGAAAACAAGUUCGUUUAAAUCCACCCAUGCCUGAUAUAACAAAUGAACAAUUAUAUUAUGCUGGUACAGAAACAGAUCCAGAUACUGCAUUACAACUUGCACUUGGAAAUUUUGAUCCUUUUACUUUAAAAAAACUCCAUAAUUUUGAUCCUGAUAAUAUAAAGGAUCAAGUUAAUAAACAUAACAUAUGGACACAAAAAUCGAAAUUGCCUCAACGUAAUAGUAUUUGGUCAACAGAAUAUAAAUUAAAUCAAAAUCAAAUGCAAAAGUCUUCUCAACAAAAGAAUCUUAUGGAUUGGUAUAAUACUGUUGAUCAAAAAGCAAUUCUUCAUACAAGUUGCUUAAAAAAAUCUUUUUUAGUGGAACAACAGGAUAAUUUUGAAUAUGAACAAUUAAACAAAGAAGAAAUUUUGAAUAUGUAUGAAUCUGAAAAUAUGAUAGAUGUUGAAAAUAAUUCAGAAGCAAAUACUCUUGUUCCUAACGAAGAUAAAACAUCUCCGAUUUUAGUUAAAAGAAUAAAUCCAUUUUCGAAAUCAUCUAACAAUAAAACCUCUCCAAGUCUUUUGUUUAAGAAUAAAAGUCGAAUAAAGGGAAGAAAUAUAAUGCGUGUUAGAAAAACAAUUAUAAAUGAAGAAAUUAUUACAGAGAGUAAAUUUUUUGCUAAAGCUAUUGACGAAACUAAUGAUAUUAGAGAUAAUAAUGAUAUAUAUUUAUUUACAAGCUCAAAUAAAAUUUUAUCAGAAAAAGAAAAUGUAAAAUUAAAUGAAGACAAUCAAACGAGCAAUAUUAAUUUACAAAUUUUAACGACAAAUGACGAAAUAGAAACAAAUUCAUAUCUUAUGGAUAUUGAUGAAGAGGAUAAUAUAUCAUUUGUAUCAAAUGAAUGUAAAGAUAUUAAAAAUUCAAAUAUUUUUUCUAAUUGUGAUUUGGGGAAAUUACAUUUAGAUGUUUCAAUGAAUAGAAAUAUAGAAAAUAGUAAUAUAAAUAAUCCAAGUACUUCAUCAGAAUUUAAUUUCGAAGAUUCCGAAUUUUUAAUUCCACAAGAUACUAUAGAUAACUCGAAUUGUAGUUCAUUUAAAUGGUCUGACACAAAAGAAAUGAAUAAUAAAACAAAACAAAAUAAAAAUAAACGCUCUUCUAAUUCUAAACCUAUAAAUACUAAAUUAAAUACGACAAGCAGUGCACGUCGAAGUCAACAAUUGCAUUCAGUACAUAGACAACAAAGUUUGUUAAGCAUGUAUGGUUUUGAAAAAAAAAAAUCAUAUUCUGCUGCAUAUAAAAGUUGUGAAUAAAAAUUGCGUGUAUAUUGUGCUAUAAUUUUUUAAUAAUAAUAAAAUAUUUGUAAAAAUAAUAUAAAAAAGAAAAUAUGUACAAGACUGA